This is a messenger RNA of Myzus persicae (green peach aphid), 1487 nucleotides long. RefSeq lists its product as uncharacterized. Gene Ontology annotation, molecular function: protein binding. The transcript is spliced from 3 exons. The coding region runs from base 1 to 1422 and encodes 473 amino acids. The record is from RefSeq and is a predicted model, not a curated record. NCBI's taxonomy places the organism in Eukaryota, Metazoa, Arthropoda, Insecta, Hemiptera, Aphididae.
AUGGCAACUGGUAUAUUCGGUUGGGGGCAACUGGCACACUUGGUUGAGGGCAACUGGUACAUUUGGCUGCGGAUAAUCACUGAAAUCCUGGAAUACCUGUCGUUUGACGACCGGCGGCGGGUGGCCUUGGUCAACAAGACGUUCCGGUACGCAUCCCUGCACCCGGUGCUGUUGCGACGAGAGCUGUUCGUGUACACCGCUCCUGUUCAGCGGCUGCGGGUAGACGACCGGCGACGGCGAUUCAAGGACUUCAAAACGACGGCGUUGCGGGAGCCCUGGAGAAAACUGAUCUGUCUGAAAUUCCACGGCUCGAACCGCUCGGACUUCGGCAAGGCGUUCGGCAACGUCGGUGGCUGGCCACCGUCCGUCGUGUCGCUGCACCUGGACAGCCUGAACUGGUUGGCCGACUCGUUUCUGGACGCGAUCACCGGCAGUUGCGUCAGACUAGAGGAACUGCGGCUGGAGAACAUCGGACGGCUGUGCUUCGCCGACAAACCCCGGCGGCCGAUGCUCGUGUUGCGCAGCGUGCGCUUCGACAAGGUGGGCGUGUCGGAUGAGUGUUUCAACGUGCUCAUGGCUUGCGCCCCAAACGUGACAGACGUUGGCAUCAACAACUGUCAGACGUACGAUUGGCUGGACCCUGUGCACGCGGCUGUGGCCGGAAUUUCCAACGUCGGGCUGUCGGACUCCAACAUUAUUGGGUACUUACAGAGCACCGCGGCCGGCACCGUGGACAGCCUGCGGUUGAAUCUGUGCUGCCACAUAUUUGGCGAGAUACGGUCCAGGUCACUUCGGCUCAAGUCCCUGCUGUUGAGCCAGAACAAACCAUAUUUGAACACGCGCAGAAUGAUCAAUUACGAAAAACUCGAAUCGGCAUUAGCCUUACAAGUGUCGCUGCAAUGGUUGGAGAUCAAUCACCUCCCGGCACGUCUAGUCGGGGCCGUGUCCAGGCUGCACAAUCUCCGGCACUUGACUUUGAACUUAACAAUCGGACACGCCGACAUGGAAUGUCUGCGCGAGUUCGUGGAAUCGUUGCGCGACAUGAAGCGUAUCAGGACUUUGGCCGUUAAUCGAGUAGUCGAGACAUCGAUGGACGUCGGGCUCAACGCGGUACUUCAGACGUUCGCGAUACCAGAAUGCGCAUUCGAAUCACUAACGUCGUUGGACUGUUCGUUGGACAGCAGCCUGUGCGUGCUGCGUACCGGGAAACGGUUGUCCAGCUUACGCAUCCGGAACGGCGACAUUCUGUCGGCCGGUGAUUUGCAACUGUUGUUCGAAAACCUCAUCGGUUUGAGACAUCUGUGGAUCGACAACUGUCUUUGUCUCGACGACGACAUUAUGUCCGGCUUGCCGGUUUCUAAUCUCAAAGGUAUUUCUAUAAAGUAUUUUACUGCAGGUAACAUCAGAGCAAUGUCGGAUUGAGCAUUUGUGCAUAUACCUAUUAUUAUAGGCACUAUAUUAUAUUAUGUACCGCACUGUCACAUCCC